AUGCUACCCGUCUUGCUUGUUCUUUUCGGGCAUUUCUCUGCUGGGGGCCUGGUCGGUCCUUCCAGGCCAGGCCAGGGCCGCUGCUCACCUCAGCUUAUCGCUCGCCUGCCACUGGUCUCCUGUGCCCCCCCGUCGAACAAAAAAGAAACAUGCUGCCCCCCCCACUGCAAAACAAACAUAUUCAAGCCGCUGUCAUUUCCACGCUUUUUUGCACCUCGCACUCGCACUUGCACUUGCACACCAUGCCUGCCCUGCCCUGCCCUGCACUGCACCGGAGCCUGCGUGCUGUCAGAGCGCGGUACGCUGCACGCCUGCGACCCAAACCAUGUCUGUAUUGAAUUUCAGUGGGACACGUUGCUCCUGCUCCUCCUCCUGCUCCUGCUCCUGCACGCCAAUGCCCACCCACCUGCAAGUCCAUCGACAGCGACGUUGUGUGCCUCGUUGCAACUCAGGUACCCGUCUCUCAACCAUGCGCAUUCCUUCGCACCCCGCUGUAAGGGCCUUCCCUGCUCCGGCCAGCGGGCCCCCCCUCCCCUCCCAAGACCACAACCGUCGCCCGCCGGCCCAAACGGCUGCGCAUGGCUGGCGCCUGCUUUUUCGUCUUGUGCGUGUGCCCCAUAUACUACUCUACUUACUGCAAAGACCUGUCGGCGCCCACCAAGCCUCCUCGCCUCUACACCUACUUGGAGGUCGCGUGAAACGUUCAAGGCGUGGCAGGCUGACGUUUCAGAUGCACAAUGUGGUAUUACCUGA
Messenger RNA from Bipolaris oryzae ATCC 44560, 753 nucleotides. RefSeq lists its product as uncharacterized. The record is from RefSeq and is a predicted model, not a curated record. The transcript has 3 exons. Bases 1 to 753 code for a protein of 250 amino acids. Lineage: Eukaryota; Fungi; Ascomycota; Dothideomycetes; Pleosporales; Pleosporaceae.